Molecule: messenger RNA, 1999 nt
Organism: Fopius arisanus
Lineage: Eukaryota; Metazoa; Arthropoda; Insecta; Hymenoptera; Braconidae
Exons: 4
Coding region: 11-1999 (662 amino acids)
Source: RefSeq, a predicted model, not a curated record
GUGAUUGCCGAUGGAAAAUGACACCUGGGCGCAGACAUUGUUCACGAUCACUCCAGAAGAGGAUGGCUAUCUCCGGGAGAUCACUGAUGAGACUGUUAUAUCAGCCCCAGAGGAUCUCCCACUCGUUUUGGAUACUGAAAAUAUCGCGUAUAGGGAAACCCUCGUGAAAAUUACCCGAGACUUCGUAGAUCCGCGUGAGCUCGAGAAAACUGAGUUUCAGGAGUCAGAAUGUCAGACGUACAUGAAGGGAAUUCCAAAGGUCGAGUACGUGAUUUCCCACCAAGAUGAAGCAAGUCAAACCCUCUUCAUCGGAAGAAACUGUCCACCACCUCCUGGACAGACUGCGAGGCCCGUCGUCGAUAUACUCAACAAGAAAGUUCUCCCGAAAUUGAAAAAGAGUCAGCUGGUGCAAACGAUAAUCACAGUCCUGGAAGAUCUCCCGCAGACGGCAUUCCUGGAAGGCCUCCUCCAAAAAAUUACGGACGAGGAACAGAACGAUCCUGAACUGAUGGUGAACGCCACCGAGACCGAGCUAACGAAAAUCGAGACCCUGGAUCUCUUGAAUUUUCUCCUCGAUCGUACAAUCUGGAUCGCUGACACCACUCCUGAUGUUCUCGUCCAGACUCGCGAUAUCUUGGUGGAAACCAAAAUAAAAUACAACGAACGUCUGACGGGUUUUAUGAUUGAUUUCGAGGGGCAGACGAAUCUCUCCUUGCAGCCCGCAAAAUCCACCUCGAAGUUGCUUGACGAUUAUUUAAAGGUCAAGCACUUCGUCGAGGAUGUUCUGGAGGGGGUGAUGGAUUCCGGAGUCCAUGAUCGGAUAUUCGUCGACGAUUUCGUUGAUGAGAUCAUCGAUAGGUGCAGUGAAUUCGUUCGUCUGCCCCUGAAAGACGAGGCCAUUCAGACUUUAGCCUCCGGUCGACCCUUCGACGCUAAAGAUGACGAGAUCCUUGAGACUCUCAGGAGAUCCGUGAUCGCGGACCCGGUGCAGACUACGGAGAUGGUCCUCCCAAUAGUCAGUCAUAUUUUGGAUAGAGUUUCAGAAAUAGUAGCGGUGGACUCUAGAGCUGCUGCACAAUUUGUCGUGGACAAAGUAGUUCAUAAAGCCAAUGCCAUCGGAAAAAAAUUGUACGACAUUAAAAAUGCUGGACGGGGUCCUCCAAUCGACGAAAUAUUCGCCCUGAGGAGACGGAAAUUAAUGGUGUCGAUGCCGAAGAAGAGGGAAAUGGAGGAUGCGUCGACUCAGACGGGUCUCGCUGGAGUUCCACAAAUUCGGAAAUUCCAGGAGAAUAAAGAAGUCGUUUGUUGCGUUUGUCCGACGAAUUCCAAGUGUCGCUGGUGCUCGGAAGAAAAUACACCUCCGAAAGACAUGAGGCCAUUUCGAACACAGGAUAUUUUACUUGCAUACAAACCGUGCUACGUGGUGAUGGAUCCUGGUGAUGCCACUCCGGACAUGAAGCGACCGUGCGCUCAGGACCCUCCGGUUCAGAUUGCAUUUUCCGAUCACGAGACAUCGACGGAGUUGUUGAAUUCUUCUGAGCGAUGCUCCUGCAUGAUCCAAACAGAGGGCAAACUGGAUGUUGCAGAAUCAACAAGUGGCUGGUCCCACGUGAUCGCCACAGAUGCGUGGCUCCUCCCCUCGACCCCCAGUCAUCAGAGUAAAUCGACAAUGUCCGUGAAAAUAUCUGAAAGCAACUGCAAGUCCACGAGAUCCCAGAUCCCAAUCCCAAAAACUACAAUGGAGGCCCUGCAGGUUCUCAAGAGUACAUUCUGCAACCGCGAAACUUGUCCGGGUGUUUCCAGCAUCGAAGAUCCGAACCGUAUGCCCCAAGAAAUAGUCCCAGGAACAUCGCGAAAAAAUCAGAACGUCGUCUGCACGAACUACCCUCCACCAGACAGUGAUGAGUGCAUUUGCGAUUAUUUCAACGAUCAAAUUCAAAAUAAAUUGAAAAUUCUGGAAAUUCAAUUGCAAAUAAAAUCGAAAAAACCUGAACGAUAA